AACCUGUGUAAACACAGCACAUGCAUGCUAACAUGAAACAUUAGCAAGAUAUUCAGCUACCAGUGUAAUGUACUUAAAAUAAAUAAUGGGCAUGACUGAACACAACAAAGACAGCACAUGUAUGCAAAUCAGUGAGAACUGUGAGAAGUGUAAGCAAUGGAGGUACAAGUCAUGUGAAUCUAUGUUUAAAUAGAUAUAAAAUUGUAUGCAUAAGAAAUAACUGUGUGUAGAAUUUAAUCACAGAAAAAAGAAUAUGUUAGCAGCACUAACACCAUCAAAGAACAAGUGGCACAAUGCCAAGAAAGAUGCAGUGGUGGUGUCCGAGUGGCGCAAAAAGCUAAGGGUACACCUGAGAAGGAGCCAGUGUUGCCACAGUAGGAAGUGAGAGAGACAGAGCAAGAGAGAGGGAGAGGGAGGGAGAAAGAGAAUCACUGCAGGCGGAGGAAGUGAUUGGAGCGACUGUCAUAUGAACUGCCAUAAAAACAUGGCAUAACUAUUGUUUGAAAUAGCCUUGCCUGGAGUAGGACGCCUAUCUUGUACCAAUACCAGUUAUCACAACAAAACUACCAAAUUAAGAAGUUCAAGAAUUUAUUUCUGUUCAUUUUUGUUAUGUAACUAUCAGACAAUUGGGAAUUAUUUGAAAAAAUACAUCUGAAAAAAUACAAUUUUGAAAAACUUAAUUGUUAAGAAACAGUAGAAUGUUGCAGAUUGUAUAAUUACAGAUCACUUCUUUGGCGAAAAUGGUCAGAUUUCAGGCCAUUGAUAGGAAACUAUUCUGGGGCAACCCGAGCCACUGUGCACCAGGGUUGCUCCAUGUUCCAAUCCUGGUCUGCUCUGUCUGACAGUCUUAUGAGGACGUCCGCCUGGUCUUCCCAGGAAAAACUGGUCUCUUUGUGUUCUGCCCAGACCUGCAUCAGUUUGAGGCUCCACCUUUAGUUUCCAUGGUAACACCAUCUCGAUCUGCACAGACCUGAAGCCAAAGGACAAGUCGGUCACACUGAAAUUCCAAGGCUGUUAACCCAGGUUUUCCUGGGCACAGACUUAUUGCAGGGUGGUUGAAUAUUUCCUAUAAUAUCAUUAUUUUCUUUUGUUUUCCCGAUCGUCUUCAAUCAGACUACAUAUUUUUCUACAUAUUCAUGAUAUUUUCUUCAUAACUAAAAUUAGACCCCCUAGUUUUCAGUUUGUAUUUAGCCAGGUAAUGGUUUAUACACCAGAGGUGCCAGAUGAUUCAAACCCAGUGUUUUCUUACUUUAGCUCUAUAAACUGAGAGUAUGAUUAUGUAAUUUUAAUGGAGGCGAUGACAUAUAAAAGUCAGUUGCAUUUACAUAAAGCUCAAGAUUUAUGAGUCAUUUGUCUGACUCAGGGUGAAGUUUGUGCAGACGUUAUAUUGCAAUUAGAACCAACAUCUUUGUGUUAAUGCAGACAAGGGUUCAGUCCAGUGAAGGGACUUCUCUUUCUAUGUUCUAUGGAUACAUGCGGUCAUACAUUACUUUCUGUAACAGAAAAUUGUAGAGCUCACUUAUAUCUGUAUGGCUCUGAACAUACUGCCUCUUUCCCUCUCCAUGCAGUCUAUUCCCCAGUAGUCUGCAUUCUGCAGGAAUUGACCUAAACGGUACAGAAGUCCCUGUACUCUACUUAUGUUAUUGCAUUCUUUUUCCAGUUAUUUUCUUUUGCUUAGCAUAGUUAACCUACAUUAGUAUUACAUUACAUUACAUUUAUUUGGCAGGCACUUUUAUUACUACAAAACACAGGCCCGAUAAGGUAACAUACACAUUAUGUAACAGUUUUCCAUAGCCAUGAAAGUACUUUAAGUUAUCCAUACAGUAUUAUUGGUCUAAGACAGAUGUUACCCUGGCAUAUAUUUCUGUUUCUCAGAUAACUCAUGUGGAUGCAGUUAAGUUGCUCUGGAUAACAGCACCUGCCUAAUGAAUGUAAUAUAAUGUAAUGCUAAGAGGGGAGCAGAGCACCACUUCUGCAGCCUCAAAGGGAAGCUGUGGACUUCAAUGGUGGAUCAAUGCCAAAGGAUUACUAAAACCACUGCGAAUCACAUAAUAACGCACUGAUUCCAGCACAAAGCAAAAAUGCUACAUGGUUUUGCAGGAGCAGUGUGGAAAGUGUGUACGAGGAAAUUAGAACGGACAAAAUACAGAGAAACACCCAAAACUGUUCUUGUUCAGUAUAUAGUUUGCCACCUGCUUUUGAAAAUCUACAUGGUGGAUUUUUUAUUUCCCACUCCGGCAAUGUGUGAUAUCUGCACUUGCACCAGAAAGCCUUGGAUCAAAUGCUGAACUAAAAUAGAUGCGCACGGUCCACAAUGCCGAGCACGAUGUCGAACAGAAAUGUUUAGAGCGCGUUCGCUUUGCUAGCAUUCUUUCAUGGAGGGCCGCUCUGACAACAGCCCGGGUUACCUCAGGACAUCGCCGGUUGAGGGAGGCUUGUCUUGUUGCAUUUGGCUCUCUCGCGGGUUCUCUCUCUAAAAGGUACAGUACUGCUGCCUCAGAGAAGCACAUGGGGAGGUUCUCUGCUCUGACCCUUUGUGAAUUUUGAUGUUCUGCGGACACCAUAUCAAAGUAAUGUUGUUCUUAUUGUAUACUAUACUUCAGCACAAAAGAAAAAACUAUUUUUUCAACACAAAAGAAAGUAUAAAUCAACCAUAUAAAUUAUUUGGAUUUUAUAUUUCUCAGGCCAAAGGAGACAUGAUUCCUUCUGUUUUGGUAUUAGUUUCAUAGGUCUUGUUGGAAAUUUACAUUUGUCAGUUUCUUUUUUCUAAGGCAGCUGAAAUAACCAGGGUCUUUAAAUAGCUCACACAUAUAAAACUGAAGAAACAGAGAAGUGGUUUGUUGGCUUGGACUGCUAAGGCAUUUCAUCUGUCGAAUAUUGUUGCAGUGCUCCAAGAACUAUAUUAGCUUGUAAUCAGAUUCUAACAGUUCAUUAAACCUGUCUCCUCUGAGCCCUGUCUCUAACCCCCACCCACCCCCACACAUGCACACACACACUUUCUCUCUCUCUCCCCCUCUCUUUCUCUCACACUUUCUCUCCCUCUCUCGCUCCCUCUCUCGCUCUCGCUCUCUCUCUCUCUGUGCUCUCGGUUUCCUCUUUGUCCGUGCACAAAGGACCCUGAGGGGUAUUUCUCAGGCAGUAUCUCUGCUGUGAAAACAGUUCCCUCCUGGGGUAUCCAGGGAGAGUAAUGGCAUGAGCUGGCUCUUCCCUGGAUAUGGGCAGGAACUGUGCUGAGCGCAACGCCCCCGACCCCCACCCCCACUCUCCUCAGCUCCUACUUCCACCCUGUCCUCAGACCACUGCAUGCAGACGACGACUGGAACCAAACUGGAACCAAAUCAGAUAAAACCGCUGUGAGAUCAGCUGUAAAUUGUCCGUGGGAGACCCAGGACUUCCUUGAAUAUGCACACCACAAAGCUUACUGCAUUACACCAUUAAUAACAGGAUGUUAAUGCUUGACGGGAUGCCGGCAGUCAGAGUCAAAGCAGAACCUCUGGAAUCUGAGCGAGGGUCCCCCAAAGUGCGCAGUUACCCGGAUAUGGAAGCAGUCCCACUCCUAUUGAGUAAAGUCAAACCAGAGCCUCCCGAGGACCUCCUCUCCCCCGAGCAGUUCCACACACAGACUGAGCCCGUGGACCUGUCCAUUAACAAAGCCCGCACCUCGCCCCCUUCCGGAAUCUUCUCGUCCCGUUCCUCGCCAGUGAUGUCCCUGAACUCCUCCUCCUCCCCCACCGUUAUCACCUCCGUCUCCUCCGUACCGAGGCCGCUGGUGGCCUCGCCCUCCAGAGUCAGGAACCAGCAGUUUUUGCACAUCGUCCACCCCUCCCCAGCUCCCUCCAGCCCUGUCAGCCUCCAGACCAGCAAGCUGCCCGGACAGGUCCGGCGCAUCCCUGUGGUGGUGCAGCCCGUGCCCCUGAUGUACAGAUCCAUCCGCCCACCAACAAAUGCCAACUCCCCCAUCAUUCUACCUCUGCUUGAGGAGAUCCGGAAUCAAGGCAAAGGGAAAAUGGACCCUAAUGGCUUGUCGCCGAGACAAAUCAAAAGCGACAGUGAUGAUGACGACCUGCCAAAUGUGACCUUGGACAGUGUUAAUGAAACAGGUUCCACUGCUCUCUCCAUAGCCAGGGCCGUGCAAGAUUCCAUGUCACCGUUCAGUAUUGAGAGCCUGAGACGUCCUCGAAGAUCUGAGUCCCCAGACUCCAAGAAGAGACGCAUCCACAGGUGUGACUUUGAGGGCUGCAAUAAGGUGUACACAAAAAGCUCCCAUUUGAAAGCACAUCGACGAACACACACAGGCGAGAAGCCGUACAAGUGCACCUGGGACGGCUGCACCUGGAAGUUUGCCCGCUCUGACGAGCUGACGCGCCACUACAGGAAGCACACGGGGGUGAAGCCGUUCAAGUGCGCGGACUGCGACCGCAGCUUCUCUCGCUCCGACCACCUGGCGCUGCACCGGCGCAGGCACAUGCUCGUGUGAGCCGGGGGGGAGGGGGGGAGCGGUGAGGGGCGGGGAAAGGGGGCGGGGCUAACGGGAGCACGCACAGACAACGCAGGAGAGCUGGGCCUUUCCUUGCACACGCAGGAGAGCUGGGCCUUUCCCCUGCAUGCCCAGGACCCCCCCCCCUCCCCCCCCUCCUCCAUACAGAGAGGAAGGCAACGGACAGACGGACUGUUACGCAGACGUCGAGGGAGAAAACAGGGUCUGGCUCCUCGGAUCGGCAGAGGUAGGGCCCGGAAGCCAAUAGGAUACUGGCGCGAAGUCAAAGAAUCUGUCCUUUACUGAGCACUGUUUGAUACGUUUCUCUUACAUUCAAAAGGCAUAUAUGUUCCUUGUUUGGACAAACAGGUAUUACGGUCAGUAUCAUUGUCAACUAUAUAUAUAUUUUUCAGUUUUAGUAUAUAUUGUUGUUUUGUAUAAAAGGCUGCUUUUCUGCAUCUAUAAUGUGAAACAAUACAGACAGAAUGACUGUGCUACUAGUGCCGCAACACAGACAGGUUUCUUAAAGAACAGUAUUAUUGCACAAAUCCUUGCAUCUUUCCCCUGCUCUGUGCUCUAAGCAGUUUACAGGACAUCUCCAGGAUAUUUGAUUGCCUCUUUGGAAUUUUUAAAAGACAAUACUCCACAAGCCUAAAUACAUAGGACACAGCGGAUUUUUGAUAGCCUAAAGUCGUCCAACAAACCAAUGGCAAGAUGAUCAAGGACGUAAUUGUUUUCACACGCACACACACACACACACGCUGCAUAUGUAUAUAUACAUGUAUGUUAUUAAGCAGUUUUGCAAACCUUUAUGUAAUUGUUUUUUUUUUUUUUUCAUAAAGUGGAUUUUUGAGAAAGUUACACCAUGUACAUCCCUAACAGCCUUUGUAUAGUUGGAUGUGUAAUAGUAAACUUUUCCAGUCAUCCUUGAAUCUCCACACGGCAAUAUCUUUCUGAAUGCCCAUUUUAGUUUUUUUUUUUUUUUCUCUAGUCUAGAAAAUCAUUGGUGGUGCAUUCUGUGCUGUGAUUAGCAAUCCAUAAAGUGCAAUCUGAACAAGUGAAUAUAGUUUUGUGUAAAAGAAAAAAAAAUGUACAAAAUACUUUCUGUCAUUUUAUGUUAAUUAUUAUCUUUAUCUGUCUGCUUUGAUAAAAAACAAACAAAAAAAAAACAGUAUUUUGAAAACUGCAGAAUUGUAAUAUCAGUAUGUAUAAUUUACAACGCUUUAAGCACCUUACACUAAAAAAUAAGAAUUCAGUUAGUUCCUGAAAAAGUAGUAUAUUAUAUGAAGUGAAAGGGAUGGGGGAUAUUUUUGUUCUUGUGAAAGUUAAAUAGGACCGAAUAUAACCCCCAAUUGGGAAAUGGUGUUAAGGGAAGCUUCGUCUCUGGGUCCCAUUACCAGCGGCUGUCUGUUACAGGAUCUCUUCGAACAUGGAAGGCAUCUGGGCAUAUAUGCUUUGCAUUAUUUUAUAUAUAUUUAUAUAUAUAUAUAUAUAUAUAUAUAUAAUAUAUAAUAUAUAUAUAAUAAUGCAUUUACCCCCUGCAAUACUUUCACAUUGUAUUGCUAGAUUUUUAAUCGGAACAUUGGACAGAUUUGGACAGAUCCAAAAAAGGGCAUGUGGAUUUAUGAUACAACAAUUUCUACCAGCAAACAUACAGCAUUUCCCAGCUGCCCCCUAGUGGCCCACUGUCUCACUACAGUGAUUCGCAAGCAGACAGUUGUCUUGAGAUCAGGAUGAGCAGGCUAGACAAUGCAAAACAGAUUGGCCCUGCCGCUAAAAGACCUCUGCAGGGCCAAUUUGCCAAACGGUUCCAGACCAGCGGCUGCACUCUCAAAAGAAAGGGUUUCAAAACGCUCCUCUGUAUCUCCAUUGGGGAACUCUAUCUAGAUCAAAGAAUGGUUCUUUGUCAGGCAAAAUGGUUCAAUCUCAGAGCUUUAACACUUUUCACACCUACCAUAGAGGGUUACAUAGAGAAACUAAUGAGGUUUCUCUGUGGAGACAAGCCAAAGAGCCUUCUUUUCUGAGAAUGUGGACAUUUUUUUCUGAGUGCUAGCUCGUUGGAAUCAUUUCCCUCACGUUCCAAAUUUGACUUUUUCUCCCAAAUUGGAAUUCCCUGACGAAUGUGUAGGCCCAGCCCAUGGCUACAGUGUCCUCUGUCGAAUCUGGCGAUCCCACGCUAAUGUUUCCUCUCAGCCAUAUUGGCCAGCCUCAGCCUUUGCUUCUUUUCAGUGUGCACCUCCAGCUGAGCUGGGCAGUCGCUGUGUCAGAUGACUACACUUAAAAUGCAGCUGAGGCUGACUUGGUCACUGGUUCAGUCAGUGUUCAAUUUUAGACUUUGGGUUGGUCUGCAUCAAGGGCUAGUGCUUUAGCUGGAUGCUAAAGGGAGACUCAUUCACCUCACGGUUUGUAAAAGCAUAUUGCAUGCUUCAUGUUCAUGUUGAUGUUUCAUCAUCUAAAAUAUUGCCUGUCAUAGCUGAGAUGUACUGUUGCAUUGCCCAGGUCUUGCACUCAGAAAGGGUAUCAGAGUAGGAGUGCUGACCUGGGAUCAGUUUUGUCUUUUAGCUCAUAAUGAAUAAGGUUAGGAUACGGGUUGGGAAAAAGCUGAUCCGAGAUCCAAACUCCUACUCUGAAACACUGAAUGCAAGGCUCCGAGCUACUUAUAAUGGAAUGUCAAACAUCAUUUACUCUCAGCAAACAUGUUUACUGGUUCUACUAGUAGAAGUAAGUGAUAUAAUAAGACUGUAACUUUUGCACAUGUCAUACAGACAACGUCUUUGACAAAAUGUCACAAAAGACCCUGUGUUUAUGGAAAAAUGGGUUCUUGUUCGGGUCUUGUUUGAGAUUUUCAGAAAUCCUUAUCUAAGAACACAAUGCAUGAUCUAAACAGCAUUUCAGUGCACAUUGUAUAUUUUGAAGUUAUAUGCCCAUACACCGGAAAAGGCUUUAUAAGCAAAGGCCACCUGGAUCACUUAGAUUCUGCAUAACAACCAACCAGCCUGUUUCUCUCUUCAGCAUGAACUCUUAAAGGGGCCUGCUACCAUUAUCAUGCUUUGGGUUAUCUGGCAUGUCACUUCAAUUAGAGGCCAAGGUAGAAAUUAUGUGGUUUGUUACAGAUACUCCAUUACAUUGGUUUGGUAGCAUAAACACAAGUUGCCAAUGGAUUCUUUCUGAGCAAAAAUUCCAGCUUGUACUUUGAUAUGGUACCAAUGUCCAAUAGAGCAGUGGUACCCAACCCCAAACCUCUGUCCUGGGGACCCCCCUGUGUAUGGUGGUUUUUGUUCCAGCCACAAUUGCAAUCCCAAAAUUGUAACAAGUUUUAAUUACAGUUGGUGCUUUUCAUGUUCAGCUAUGCAUGUCAUGUAGAAUUAACCUCUCAUGUUGAAAUUGUGCUAUAUUUCAAAGAACUUCGUAAAAAGAGGAAGAAAUUUUUUUUUAACUAAUCAAAUUAAUGACCUAAAUGGAUCGAUAGACUCCUAAUUGGCAAAAGUGUGGACACAUGGCCACUAAAACUAACCAUGAGGUAGACAAAGAAAAUGGUAAUAAGCCCAAACUGCAUGGUGUUAAGUUAAAGGUUAAAAAAAAGAAUUGAGCGAUCACAUAUUCAGUAGUCUAAUUAUGAGGCUGCUGAUCAUGUAAUUUGAUCAGUAACAUGUUUACCUCUUUAUAUUAAUUUUUGCAAUAAAGAACAAUUAGAAUAAUGUAAACAUGAUAUUUUUAUUCUUCAUGGCAUGUAUAGCUAUUUUUGACAUAAUGUAGCUUAAGAGGGUAAAUAAUCCUUCAAAAUAUGAAAAGUACCUAAUUAAGAAAAAAUAGCAGCUCUUUAAAAUUCUGUGAUUUUAAUUUUGUCUGGAACAAAAACCAGCAUACACAGGGGGUCCCCAGGACCAUGGUUGGGGACCACUGCAAUGGAGGAGAACCUCAGAACUGAGACAGUAAAUAACAGUGUUUCUCAAGCAGUAUACCGUUAGUGAAGUAAUGCAGUUAUGUUACUAUGAAGUAUGGAAAAUAUGUCUGAAAAAUGCUGCAAACAAAACAAAAAGGAUUAUGCUGUGUGUUAUGUUCAAUAUGAAAUGAGACCAAUAUGUUUUGAAUUUUGAUGCUAGGUUACAUAUAUUUUGUGUGGACACAUGAUUACACCAGUUCUUCAAGUCAAAAAUGUUUGAUUGCCUUUUAGGAAGCAAAUAGCACCAGCACCUUGUUUAAGUGAUAUAUAGUUCAGUAAUUCUCAUCAACACAUUAUCAUUUCAUAUCAUUUUUCACUUUGUGAUUUUCUGAAAUGAAGGGCACUUCUUCUUUGUUUUGUUUUUAUUUUAUAUUCAGUUUCUGUACAAGAGGUGUUUUAAAAUAAUGUAAUAUAUGUGAGUAUUUCAAAACCCAGUUUUAUAUAGAAUGUAUAUACUAUUGUGUGGAUGGACUUUUUAACACAGAUAAAUACUUUGAAUACAUUUUUACAGGUAGUAAAUUAUAGAAUUUGGUAUAUUCAGGAUGCUUAAAGCAUUGUCCUAAUUACACACAAAAAAAAUAUUUAAUUUCAGUUUAACUGACUGGUUCUAGUUCUGUUUUUCCACAACGAAUAAGGGGGGAAAUCUAAACCUGUGCAUAUUUUAUUUUUCAAAAAUACUCCAUCAGAGCUUUCAAUGCAACCAUGCCAUAAAACGUGACGUGUUUCACUUCUUUGUUACACAAAUGCAUUAUAUUUAUAUAUGCAUUAUAUAAUACAUGCAUUAUAUAAUAUAAUGGAAUUUGACAAACUUGACAGUGUCACAUUUGUUAAUGAACAUGUUUUUCCCUCUUUAAGUUAUUAUAAUGAAAAUUAAUCAUGUAAUCAAUUUUGGAUAUAGCUUGCAGUUUAUGCACACUCAAUAUAUUUCCUUUAUCUGAAUUCUUACCCAUAAGCGAGGAUUCAUUUUUGUGGCAUAAUUUUGUAACGGCAGCCAGGGUCAAAGUUAUGCAAUAAUCAGUAGUGCCUCCUAAUAACUGUACUGUAGUGUGGACCUGUACAAGCAUUACACAGACGAGAAUUACCACAGUUAGCUGCAAAAAUUGAUAAUGAAUCAAUCAAAAUAUUUUUAACAGCAGAUUAACCAAUAUGCAAAAGUUACAUUUUGCAAACAUCCCAGCCUUUACAUUUGAAUUUUUGUUUUAUGAUGUAACAAUUUUAGACAUAAAAUAAGACAUCUUAACAGCCAGCAGUGACCAUCUAAAAGGGGGGUCCUCCCCCUCCCCAUCCCCUUUUUUAUAACAUUGUAUGUGUCUCCUAUGGUAGUCGCAUAUGCUUUGUAAGGACAUAUUAACAACUUAACCUCAAAUCACCUCUGAAAUGAAUUGAUAAUGAACAGUUUUUUAACCCUUUCAGGUUUUUUGCACAGAUUUACUUCAUGUACCCAUUUGCAAAGCCGAGAUAACUAGAAUAAUGGCUUUUCAUUUGUACCAUGUGAUUUCAAAGGAAGUUGUAUGGUAUUUCACUGGGAAACUUCAAAAACAUAUAUUGAAUGUGCAACGACUGGGACCCCAACUUUUGGACUUUUAUUAUUUUAUUUUUAUUUUUUUUGUUUUGUAAAUGUAUUAGUGCAUUUUUUCCAGUUAAUAUCAAUGAUGUUUAUUUUAUCUUCAUUGUAAACUAAGUAGCUGAGCUGAUACCUAUGUAAGUGUACUGAUAUUAUCUUAAGUGUUGUUCUUGUAUUUAUGUACAGUGUAUGUAAUGUAAAUAUAAUUCAGAGCUUUUCAUUAUUUCAGUAAAAAAUAUUAUAUGCGAUGAUUAAAAGGGAGUCCCAGAUUCGAUUUUCAGAAAAUUAAAUGCCCCAGUGUCUUUGAAGAGAUUCAAAAGAAUUUGUUUUCUUCUUUUUACAAUAGCGUCAAAACAUUUUGUCAGUACCUUGCUUUUUCAAGCAUUAUUUUAUUUUCCAAAUGAAUUGACCUGUGAAUUGAAAUUGAGUUUAAUCAUAAACAUGUAUUAUAAUCUGAAUGGAGGCAUGACGGUAAAUAAAGUUGAAUUUUGUUUUUAAUAAAAA
This is a messenger RNA of Anguilla rostrata (American eel), 10488 nucleotides long. RefSeq names its product Krueppel-like factor 12. NCBI's taxonomy places the organism in Eukaryota, Metazoa, Chordata, Actinopteri, Anguilliformes, Anguillidae. Bases 3446 to 4477 code for a protein of 343 amino acids. The record is from RefSeq and is a predicted model, not a curated record. Gene Ontology annotation, biological process: regulation of transcription by RNA polymerase II. Gene Ontology annotation, molecular function: RNA polymerase II cis-regulatory region sequence-specific DNA binding; DNA-binding transcription factor activity, RNA polymerase II-specific. The transcript is spliced from 6 exons.